Messenger RNA from Camellia sinensis, 1606 nucleotides. Lineage: Eukaryota; Viridiplantae; Streptophyta; Magnoliopsida; Ericales; Theaceae. The record is from RefSeq and is a predicted model, not a curated record.
AUGGCUCAUGCUACUUCCGAGAUCGUUUGGCUUCACUGGCUUCUUUCUGAUAUGGGUGUCUCUCUUUCUGAUCCGACUCCGUUGUAUUGUGAUAAUCAGAGUGCUGUCCAGAUUACCCAUAAUUCCGUCUUUCAUGAGCGGACCAAGCAUGUUGAAAUAGAUUGUCACUUUGUCAGACAGCAUCUUCAGGCUGGCACUAUUACUCUCCAUUUUUCUCCUCCAAUCUCACCUUCUUCAAAUGCCCCACCAGCAGCAGUUCACUUGACUAGCGGAUUGAGAAAUUCUUUAGCCAUAAUCACAAUUACAGAUUUAAUGUGUCAAAGGAAUGUGGUGAGUGUCACGACCACGGAGGCCAAUGUCCUCGAUACAACAGCUCCAAGUUCCAAUGCAUUGAGCAAGAACAAAUCACCUGAUAUUGAUUCUAGCAACAGAUUUGGGGUCUCUGUCUUCUCCUACACUGAACUUGAAGAAGCCACGCAUAACUUUGAUCCUACUGAAGAAUUGGGAGAUGGAGGUUUUGGCACUGUAUACCAUGGAAAACUCCAGGAUGGGUGGGAAGUUGCAGUGAAGCGCCUGUAUGAGCACAACUGCAAGCGGGUGAGGCAGUUCAUGAAUGAAAUCCAGAUACUAACCUCCUUGAGGCACCCCAAUCUUGUCACGCUUUAUGGUUGCACCUCACGCUUGAGCCAGGAACUGCUCCUUGUCUACGAGUAUAUUCCCAAUGGUACCGUUGCUGAUCAUCUACAUGGCGAUCGAGCAAAUGUUGGUUCACUCACAUGGCCUAUUCGUAUGAACAUAGCCAUAGAAACCGCCAGUGCAUUGGCUUACCUCCAUGCUUCUGAUAUCAUCCAUCGCGAUAUCAAGACCAAUAACAUACUCCUUGACAAUAAUUUUUGCGUCAAAGUUGCUGAUUUUGGGCUUUCAAGAAUUUUCCCCAAUGAUGUCACUCAUGUCUCAACGGCCCCCCAAGGGACUCCCGGUUAUGUUGAUCCAGAGUACCACCAAUGCUACCAACUCACUGAUAAGAAUGAUGUCUAUAGCUUUGGGGUUGUGCUCGUAGAGCUCAUAUCAUCAAUGCCAUCCAUUGACAUUACUAGGCAUAAGCAAGAUAUUAAUUUGUCUGUCUUAGCGAUAAACAGAAUCCAAAAUAGUACCCUAGAUGAGUUAGUUGAUCCAACUCUUGGGUUUAAGUCAGAUUCUUCAAUUGAAAGGACGAUUACAUCAGUGGCAGAGGUGGCUUUUAGAUGCUUGCAACUUGACAAUGUCGGGGCAUUAACAAGUGCACAAUCACCUUCUUCGCCUAAGAGAGAUGAUGUUGUGUUGUUGAAGAAAAUAAAGUCACUAUCUUCACCGGAUUUCAUGAGCAACAAAUGGGUUAGUAGCUCUACCACAUCCAUUUCCAGUGGGUAAGGCUCCAUUUCACUCUCCUAAACUUCAAGAUAGAUGAUAAGAAAAUGCAUAUAACAACCGUAUAGUUUGCGAGUGAAUGGUUUUUGAAUUUCUUUCCUUUUCAUCUGCUUGCCUUUGUUACUGAUAUAUAUAUAUAUAUAUAUAUAUCAGAGAAUUAUAUUGAGGGAGGAAUGUACAUAGUAAAUGGAGAUCUCAA